Molecule: messenger RNA, 1228 nt
Organism: Mobula hypostoma (lesser devil ray)
Lineage: Eukaryota; Metazoa; Chordata; Chondrichthyes; Myliobatiformes; Myliobatidae
Product: protein ABHD15-like
Exons: 3
Coding region: 1-1140 (379 amino acids)
Molecular function (GO): monoacylglycerol lipase activity; short-chain carboxylesterase activity
Source: RefSeq, a predicted model, not a curated record
AUGUUACCUUGGGAAGUUGCUGUCUGCCUGUUGCUUGUAAUUGCACCUCUAUUUCUGCUCUUCUGGGCUGGUUGGAAGGGUCCCAAUCCCCCGCGGGAGGAGAGAGACGAUGGAGUUCCGAAAUUCAUCUGCAAACCUUCAGCCCUGGCUGUCCACCUGCUGAAAAACUGCAAGAGUUUCUUACAGGACGUGAACUGUCGGCUGUUGUGGAGGGAGUGGCCGCACAUGCAGACACUCCACAGCAAUUUGUGGCCGCGGGUCAGGGGUCUGUAUUUUCUGCGGGAGUACCUGCAAAUGUCGGACGAUGGGCUCGUCGCCCUCGACUGGGCGGUGCGCUCGUCCGGGAGCCCCAGGCGAGUGUCCAGCAACUCAUCGGCCCCGAUCUUGCUGCUAAUCCCAAACUUCGUGGGGAGAGUGACCAGGAACUGUUCCCUGCUCUGCCUGCUGGCCUCACGCCACGGCUACCGGCCGGUGAUCUUCAAUCGGCGCUGCCAUAAUCGGGUGCCGCUCACCACUUGCAAACUCCAGCCUUUCGGAGAACCGGCCGACCUGCGGGAAGCCGUCAGCUACAUCCGAUACAAGCACCCGGGGGCCAAGCUGUACGCAGCGAGCGAAGGCUCCGGGUCAGCGCUGCUACUCUCCUACCUGGGCGAGUGCGGGUCUUCCAGUUACAUCACGGCGGCCGCUUGCAUCUCUCCCAUCUUCAGGUGCCAGGCUUGGCUGGACUCGGAGCCUUUCGCUCUCUACCACUGGCUCAUGUUAUUGUAUCGGAAGACUACUUUGAGCAGGUAUACCACAGUUCUUGGAGAAAUAAUAGAUAUGGAUAAGCUAUUCAGAAGCUGCACUCUAAGGGAACUGGAGGAAGUACUGUUUUGUCGGCCAAAUAAUUUGAGUUGGGCAUCCUACUGGGAAAAGAAUGAUCCACUGAGGGAUGUGGAUGAGGUUGCAGUUCCUCUCUUAUGCAUUUGCAGCGAUGAUGAUCCAUGCAGAGGCAAUCCAGAGAUCUCAGUGACUUUUGAGUUAUUUGAGACAAACCCCUAUUUCUUCCUUUUGUUAACCAAACACGGAGGACAUUGUGGCUUUUUGACGAGCAGAUCCUCCAGUUGGAGCCACGAAGCUUUACUUGAAUACUUCAGUUAAUCCAAAUCAUACAGUAAACAGCAGGUUUUGGACUACUGAGAGAAAUGCAGUGGAAUUGGCAUAUUUCCAAAAGGCAAUAAAUAAAGUG